Tinamus guttatus (white-throated tinamou) is the source of this 1216-nucleotide messenger RNA. The record is from RefSeq and is a predicted model, not a curated record. Lineage: Eukaryota; Metazoa; Chordata; Aves; Tinamiformes; Tinamidae.
UGUGUGCGCUGUGCAAGUUGUGCCCGCUGCAUGCCCUGUGUCCGCUGUGCACACUGCGCCUGCUGCAUCCACUGUGCACACUGUGCACGCUGCACCUACUGUGCACGCUGCACCCCCUGCCCCUCCUGUGCCCACUGUGCGCAUUGUGCACGCUGCACCCCCUGCCCCUCCUGUGCCCACUGUGCGCAUUGUGCACGCUGCACCCCCUGCCCCUCCUGUGCCCACUGUGCGCAUUGUGCACGCUGCACCCCCUGCCCCUCCUGUGCCCACUGUGCGCAUUGUGCACGCUGCACCCCCUGCCCCUCCUGUGCCCACUGUGCGCAUUGUGCACGCUGCACCCCCUGCCCCUCCUGUGCCCACUGUGCGCAUUGUGCACGCUGCACCCCCUGCCCCUCCUGUGCCCACUGUGCGCAUUGUGCACGCUGCACCCCCUGCCCCUCCUGUGCCCACUGUGCGCAUUGUGCACGCUGCACCCCCUGCCCCUCCUGUGCCCACUGUGCGCAUUGUGCACGCUGCACCCCCUGCCCCUCCUGUGCCCACUGUGCGCAUUGUGCACGCUGCACCCCCUGCCCCUCCUGUGCCCACUGUGCGCAUUGUGCACGCUGCACCCCCUGCCCCUCCUGUGCCCACUGUGCGCAUUGUGCACGCUGCACCCCCUGCCCCUCCUGUGCCCACUGUGCGCAUUGUGCACGCUGCACCCCCUGCCCCUCCUGUGCCCACUGUGCGCAUUGUGCACGCUGCACCCCCUGCCCCUCCUGUGCCCACUGUGCGCAUUGUGCACGCUGCACCCCCUGCCCCUCCUGUGCCCACUGUGCGCAUUGUGCACGCUGCACCCCCUGCCCCUCCUGUGCCCACUGUGCGCAUUGUGCACGCUGCACCCCCUGCCCCUCCUGUGCCCACUGUGCGCAUUGUGCACGCUGCACCCACUGUGCACGCUGAGCCCACUGCGCCCGCUGCAUCCGCUGUCUGCAUCCCCAGUGCCCGCUGCAUCCGCUGCACCCUCUGCCUCUCCUGUGCCCCCUCCAUCCCCUGCACCCACUCCACUCCCUGCGCCUGCUGCAUCCCCUGGUGUCCAAAUAGCGCCCCCGAGGUGCUGCAGCGUGUCCAGAGAAGGGUGGUGGAGAUGGUGCAGGGGCUGGAGCAGGGACCUGAGCGGGGAGCCGGGGCUGUCGGGGCUGCUAUGCGCAUGGCCUUCCGGGUGUCCAUCUGGGUGUAG